This is a messenger RNA of Letharia columbiana, 2574 nucleotides long. RefSeq lists its product as uncharacterized. Gene Ontology annotation, biological process: protein phosphorylation. Lineage: Eukaryota; Fungi; Ascomycota; Lecanoromycetes; Lecanorales; Parmeliaceae. The record is from RefSeq and is a predicted model, not a curated record. Bases 1 to 2574 code for a protein of 857 amino acids. The transcript is spliced from 3 exons. Gene Ontology annotation, cellular component: cytoplasm. Gene Ontology annotation, molecular function: protein serine/threonine kinase activity; ATP binding; protein binding.
AUGCGCAGGUCACUCAUCGCUAUCGUCACACCCAAGGAUAGACGCGCCGAAGAAGCCUUCGGCUAUCCAGAGAACGCCAGUCGCCGCUGGACAGAUCAUGUCCUCACCGACCACAGAGAUACUGAACUACUGAUCACCAGACGAGCUAGCAAAGCAGCAGCAGCAUGGCCUACACCCGCUGUCCACCUACACUUGCAUCUCACCCUCAGACCCAAGAACUUGCUGAAGGGAUUCAUAUUUGGCACCGAUGAAAAUACCUGCGAUGUUCUCUUACAAAGAUCAAGGGCCAGCGGUAUUAGCGGUAAUCAUUUCUCGAUUCAAAUCGAUUGGGAUUCCGGCAGCCCAAUGCUUUCCUGUCUGUCAGAGAGGGGUAUUAGGCUCAAGGAAGAGAGCACUGGAAAAUAUGUGCGCACUCUGUUCCGAGAUGACGGGGAGACCGUUCCGUCGGGCGCCACUCUCCUUGUCGAAGUCAUCGACCGUUUCGAGUUGACCAUAUGUUGUCCAGAAAGAGGAAGACUACAACCUGUGUAUAAUGAGAACCUCCAGGACUAUUAUCGAAAAUACAAAGAUGCCGUGCCUGACGUGAGCAAUAUGUUUCUCGAUCGACCGGACAUGACACCAUUCAUCUUGCACCGUUGCAUAGGCUUGAACGGAGGAGAGUACUACACAACCCAGAGAAUGAUAACAGGUGAUGCUGAGUACGACGAGAAGGUCUUCCUUUACCAUGCCAAGAUCAGGCCAGCGGCUGACGAGAUUGGGAGAAUUUCCGGCCCAGAGCCGGAGCCCAUCUCACAAGCAAGUGGGAAGCAAGCAGAAAGACGCCCUAUACGACCAAAUACGACCCGGUCACAAAACAAUGUUGAGGGGUCCAACACUGCGAUAGAACCGUUUCUCGACAACGCGAAGAGCCAAGUUUGUAUAGUGAAACACUUUCGAGACAAGCAAGGCGUCUGCAGCGUAACCCCGUUGAAGGCACAGAGAUGGAAUCGGCUACAACACUUGAACAUCCUAAGAGUCUUCGAUAUCAUCUUAGAGGGGACAGCAUUCUUGGUCGUCAACGAAUAUUUCCUUCAUAUCACGUUGGAUUCAAUACUACGAGAUGCCGCUACGCUGAGCUUGGAAGAGUCUGGAUUUAUCAUAGGGCAAAUGCUUGAUGGCCUGAACUAUUUGCAUGAGCAGGGGUGGGUCCACGGAAACGUCGAUCCACGCAGUAUAUUGGUAGUGACGAGAUAUCCCCUGCUCAUCAAGCUGGCAGAUACUGCCCUCUCCGCAAUGGCGAACCUUGGAAAACCGGAAGGGUACCAUGACCUCUAUGCUUCUCAAAGAAUUUCAGCAGAGUUCGACCAAUAUCCCAGUGAUAUCUGGUCCGCUGGCGUUGUGGGACUACACCUUGUCCACGGCAGACUCCCAGAGCGCGCCACCUACACUUUGUCUAGCCGUGCACAAUAUGUUCAGCAGUUGGUGAUCUACAUCACAGCUCGGAGCCGGCAACAGCUCCUUAAUGAUGGGCUACGCUUCCUCAAGACGGUAAUGAAGGCUAGAAUCAAGGACCGGCCAACAGCAAAAGACCUGCUCAAAGAUCCAUGGAUCCAGAAGACAAGGCACUACCAAGCCCUUCAAUCACGAGUAACGCGGCUCGCCACUCCCCAAGGAUUGCGUCACACAAGUGCGGGACCGUCUAAUUCUUUCAAUAGACAAAGCGCUGCCGGCCCUUCGAAUCAUUCAAUUGUCGGGGAAUAUGCACCAGGAUCCCACUACAGGAGCGUGGGCCCAUCCUACAACGUUGAUAGGCAAGGCUCCGUCAAUCCUUCGAAGCCUAUCGACUGUGAGGAAUACGUCCCAGGAUCCCGCCAUACAAGCGUGGGACCUUCCGGCAAAGGACCGUCCACCAAUCUCAGCAGGCAGAGUUCAACCGACCCGACCAUUCGAGCUUUACUGGAGUCGCGUCCCUACCCAGGAGACGAUUACAACGACUUCGAAAGCGAGAAUCGAAGCACAACAUCACGAAACAGCCGCUUUACUGCCAACUCGCUCGCUCGAUUGGCCCGUGCGCCCACACCAUCCGAAUCUGACGACAAUAAGAGUGCGCCAGUGGGACAACGCUCCUUGCGCUCGCAAUCUCGCAGCAACGGAGGCAGAUCUCCAGCCAUCCAAAGCGAACACGCAUCAACAGCAUCACAAAGCAGCCGCUUCACUGCCAAUCCGCUUGCUCGAGAGCCCCAUCUCACGCGUAUACCAUAUGACUCUGAAGACGAGUCAGGCAUGCCAGGCUCCUUGCGCUCGCAGCCUCGCAAUAGUGGACGUAGAUCCCCGGCCGAACAUAACAAACAUGGUGGGCCGGGCCCCUUGCGCUCCCAACCUCGCAGUGGUCGGGGGAAAUCCCCACUGAGUGACUGGGCAACGGGCACAUUUGGACGAGUAGAGGGUCAGGGAGAGGCCGUGAUCGAAGAGGAUAGUGGCGAGGAAACAGCGACGGAUGAGCGCCGUGGGCGGGUUACAAAGAAGCCGCGCAGGGAUGCAGUCGUCCCUCCGCUGGAGAGGAACCUGAGGUGGCGCGGAAAUGGCAGGCGUUGA